AUGUACUACUUUACGAGUCUAUGUGGAAUCACUAAGCUCACGUUGCUCCAGGCUGGAUGGACCAACUUCGGUAAUGCAGCAAACAUACUUGCCGUCGUGCAAUUUGUCAAGGAUGCUCUGAAAGAAAUAUACGAUCGUAUAAGCACAGCAGAGAAGAAGCUCGCGGAAGUGAAGAAAGCCCUCGACGGCUGCGAGUCGCUAUUAGAGCAGAUGCUGGUCAAGGACCCGCUGCUCGGAAAGAUCAUCGAGAAGCGUCAUCGGCAUUUCAUUUCAUUAUUCGAAAAGCAGGUCAGAAUAGCACGAGCAGAGCACGACAAAUAUCUGGAGAGGAUCAUAGCGAAAGAGUCUGAUGUGUCAUACGGAGAGCUCCUGAAGUCGAUAGAGGCCUUGAAAAAUACUGUCAAUGACCUAUAUUGCGAUAAAUUGCGCACUUCUAAUGCGGUUCGCACGGAAGAACCUAUCUACCAAGAAAUGUACGACAAAUGGUACCAUAGGCCUCCCAUUUAUCCGGAGUAUAUAUUGGAUUUGGAACUUGAUGCGGUGUACAAACGUCAUCAAUCAAGGAGUAACGACUUCUGUGUAUAUAUUGGUGAGAUUGAAUUUAUUCGGAUCCAUAAUUGCUAA
Messenger RNA from Postia placenta MAD-698-R-SB12, 624 nucleotides. RefSeq lists its product as hypothetical. The record is from RefSeq and is a predicted model, not a curated record. The transcript has 3 exons. Lineage: Eukaryota; Fungi; Basidiomycota; Agaricomycetes; Polyporales; Adustoporiaceae. The coding region runs from base 1 to 624 and encodes 207 amino acids.